UGUUAUUAGAGUAAUUAGUGUCUGUCCGGAUUAACUGCAUAACAGUUACAAAUUGCUUAGACAUGUCAUAAGCCAACUUAGAAAAGUCACAUAAGCUCUCACUCCUCCGAAUCAAAACCACUUCAAAAUAAGAAACUUCUGAACAAGAUUCAGAGACUUCACAAAAGAACUUGAAGAGGAUUCACAAACUUUUGAACUUCACUUGGUAGAGCACUCAGAAGCUCAUUUUUUCUAAGUACUCGUAAAAUCCAUUGUUGUCCCGGGAUGUUGUCUCGAACCCUGCAACGGCAACCUCCUUCGACCUUGUCCGCACUUCGAUCACCGAUUCUAAUUAGCUCAUAAUACGCUCAUACAUUUCCUAUUUCCUAACCCAUUAUGUGGUUUAACUAACAACCUCGUAUAAUCCAAUUAUCUAAAAUCAACCGAUAAAUAUCAGCAACAUUUACUACUAAACGAUGUGUUGACUUUUGGUAGCUAAACGGAAAUGGUCUUACUUAUGUUUCCACUUUGCACCAGUCAAAUAUUCAAAACGCGUGGAAUUUUCAAGUCUUCCCAUUUCUUAAAAUCAUAUAUUCAAAAUCACUCCAAUCGUUUUCCCCAAUUUCAUAAACUAAAUUUUAUUCUCAAUCCAUCAUCAUGUUCUCAUGGUGGUGGCCGAUGGUCUUCUUGAUUUGCAUCCAUGGAUACCGAGCUCAACAGUCCUACGUUAACAACAAACAACUCGACUGCGACAACAACCACACCACAGCCCUUGGCUUCACCUGCAACUCCCUCGCCACCGAUUCCACCUGCCGUUCCUACCUCACUUUCCGGCCACAACCACCGUUAUACAACACCCCUGCCAACAUCGCCUCCCUCCUCAACUCCAACCCCGAUGACAUCAACGCCUCUUCCAACGCCGCCACCAUCACCGCCAAUACCGUCGUCGUCGUCCCUAUCCGUAACUGUUCUUGCUCCGGCGGCCAAUUCUACCAGCACAACGCCAGUUACCAACUUAGCAGCACCGACGAGACUUACUUCACCAUCGCUAAUAACACCUAUGAAGGUCUCACUACUUGCCAAGCGAUGAUUGCCCAGAAUCCGUACAAUUAUCGGGACUUAGUUGUCGGAAAUAAUAUCACUGUUCCCCUCAGAUGCGCCUGUCCCACCGCUAACCAGAGGGCGGCCGGAAUUAGGUUUUUGCUCACUUACUUGGUCACAUGGGGCGAUUCUUAUGAAUCUAUGUCGAAAAUUUUCGACAAUGUUUCAGUUCAGAGCAUCUUAGACGCCAAUGAGCUUAACGUCAGCGAUAUUAUCUUCCCAUUUACGCCGAUCUUGAUUCCUCUUACGACCGAACCCACCACCACAAUCAUCACCCCUGCAACUCCGGCGACGCCGCCUACUUCACCGGUGAUUCCAGUAACACCAGGCACCGGCGGCAGCUCUUCCAGCAAGUGGGUUUUCGUCGGCGUUGGAAUCGGCGUCGGAUUGCUUCUACUUGUUUCCCUUUCUGGGUUUCUGGUUUGGUUCUUUAGGAAGAAGAAGAUCCAACACAAGAACAAUCUUCUUCCGCCUAAACACUCUCCGAACACCCAUCAGACGUCGCUAACCAUCCCGCCGGAGAGCAAGUCGUGGUCCAUGUCAUCACAAGGGAUCCGAUUUGCGAUUGAAUCGUUAACGGUUUACAAAUACCACGAACUGCAGAAGGCCACCGGAGAUUUCUCUGAAGAAAAUAGAAUAAAAGGAUCGGUUUACAGGGGGAUCUUCAAUGGCGAUUCUGCGGCGGUGAAGAUGAUGAAAGGGGAUGUCUCCAGCGAGAUCAACAUCCUUCAACAUAUCAAUCACUUGAACAUAAUCAGACUCUCUGGAUUCUGUUUGCAUCAAGGCAACACUUAUCUCGUUUACGAGUUUGCCAAUAAUGGUUCGCUUAGCGACUGGAUGCACUCGGCCACGAAGAACACCAAAUACGAAUCUGUUUUGGGAUGGAAAGAACGAGUUCAAAUCGCGCACGACAUAGCCGACGCAUUGAAUUACCUUCACAAUUUUGUGACUCCACCGUACAUUCACAAGAACUUGAAGAGCAGCAACGUGUUAAUAGACAGUCACAUGAGAGCAAAGAUCACAAAUUUCGGGCUUGCGAGGACCGUGGACGAGGACCUGGAUGGAGAACUUCAGUUGACACGGCACGUUGUUGGGACAUUUGGUUACAUGCCGCCAGAAUACAUCGAGAAUGGCUUGAUAACCCCUAAAAUGGAUGUGUUUGCUUUGGGUGUUCUGAUUUCCGAGCUCUUGUCGGGAAAAGAAGCCGCCACGCGACCACCAGAGGCUGUUGGUGACAAGGAGGAUACGGAUAAUGAUACGGCAGCGGAUUUGGCGGCACCACAGCAGGGGCAGCUGUCGGAGAUGAUAAAAGAGGUGGUUGGAGGGGAUCACGUGAGGGAUAAGCUAACGGAGUUUAUGGACAGUAAGUUGAGGGGUGAGUAUCCGGUGGAGUUGGCCUAUUCCGCGGCAGAGCUUGCUAGCAAAUGUGUGGCGGCUGAUCUGAACGACCGCCCGUCGGUGGCGGAGGUGUUUGUGACGCUAUCCAAGAUAAGGCUGUCUUCUUUAGAUUGGGAUCCAUCUGAUGAACUUGAACACUCCAGAUCUCUUAGCCAUGGCAGAUAAAUAGAAGAUACUACAAUUGUUGUAUGUAUGUUUGGUAUAUGUGUGUAUUAUGUGCUAGAGAAUAAAUCCCAAUUUCAUUGUG
Messenger RNA from Cynara cardunculus var. scolymus (artichoke), 2725 nucleotides. RefSeq names its product protein LYK5. Gene Ontology annotation, biological process: protein phosphorylation. NCBI's taxonomy places the organism in Eukaryota, Viridiplantae, Streptophyta, Magnoliopsida, Asterales, Asteraceae. The record is from RefSeq and is a predicted model, not a curated record. Gene Ontology annotation, molecular function: protein kinase activity; ATP binding. The transcript has a single exon. The coding region runs from base 637 to 2643 and encodes 668 amino acids.